Messenger RNA from Soboliphyme baturini, 322 nucleotides. NCBI's taxonomy places the organism in Eukaryota, Metazoa, Nematoda, Enoplea, Dioctophymatida, Soboliphymatidae. The record is from the annotation of a GenBank genome assembly.
CUCCGACGACGACGGUCGCCUCCGACGAGUUGACUCAAUCUUCGAGUGAGAACGAUGACGGCGGCAACUCGGGGUCGACAACCCUCGCCGACCGCUUCGCUUGUCCAACCUCGCGUUGUCCUGCUGCGGCGGUGGAUGCGUGAACUGUGUCUGGCUUACCAACAUCCAAAAAGUGCUGGACAUGUCUGAUAAAGUUGGCCUCGAUAAGUCUCUGCAGCUGAUCGAGGAGAACGUCGAAAACUCUACCAUCAAAUCGUAUCUGAUGCUUGAGGUGAGGUUGAAGUUUGAAGGUCGUGAACAGGAACCGCAGCUCUCUGAAUAG